GUCAAGAUAGCCGCGUCCCGUUCUGCUGCCGUGCCGGGUGACCACGCCAUGCUGUCCCUACCACUGGAGUCAGCUGCCCGCCUGCUCUCCCUGCUGCUCUCCCUGCUGCUCCACCUGCUGCUGCGACCUGAGUCGCUGCUGCUUCUGGCAUCCGUGGCCACGGUGUGGGCGGCCGCCAGGCACGGCCCGAGGCUGCGCUCCCUUCCAACCUCCGCCUGCCGCUCCCUCCGCCGCUUCGCCUCCUCCCGCGGCCCCUCCCCCCCGUCCCCCCCCGCCGAGCCGCCCCCCCCCACCGGGGGGGGGCCCCCGUGCCCCCCCCCAGCGGCGGUGCCGUGGGGGGGGGCCGGCGCCGCUCCCCGCCCCCCCCGCGUCACGUGGCAGUACCGCUCCCGCGGGGUCGCGGUGUUCGCGCUGCAGGGACGCCGGGAACACAUGGAGGACCGCUUCACCGUGGCUCACGGCGGCGGCAGUGACGGCGCUGCCGGUGACGCCGGUGCUGGUGACGCUGCCCCCCGUUGCGGCCGCCGUCACCGGCACGCUCUCUACGGGGUGUUCGACGGGCACGGCGGGGAGGCGGCGGCGGAGUACGUGAAGCGGCGGCUGCCGGACUACUUGCGGCGGCGCCUGGCGGAGGGAGACGGAGCGGACGUGGAGGCGGCGCUGCGUGACGCCGUGCGGCGCACCGAGCUGGAGCUCAUGGAGACGCUGGGGCCCGCGGGCAACGAAGCCGGCACCACGUGCGUGCUGGCGGUGGAGUCGGCGGGGCGACUCUACGUGGCCAACGUGGGCGACUCUCGCGCCGUGCUGUGCGACGCCCAGGGCUGCGCCGUCGCGCUCUCCCACGACCACAAGCCGCACCAGCUCAAGGAGCGCCAGCGCAUCAAGCGCGCCGGCGGCUUCAUCAGCUACAACGGCUCGUGGCGCGUGCAGGGCGUCCUCGCCAUGUCUCGCUCGCUCGGCGACUUCCCGCUCAAGCGCAUGGGCGUCGUGACGGCGGAGCCCGACGUCACGGCCGUGGACCUGCGCGCCGCGAGGCCUCGCUUCCUGCUCAUGGCCAGCGACGGGCUGUGGGACGCCUUCGGCAGUCAGGAGGCCGUCGCAUUCGUGGGCGAGCGACUCGGGGAGCCGCACCUCGGGGCCAAGAGCGUGGCGCUGCAGGCGUUCUACCGCGGCUGUCCCGACAACAUCACCGUGGUGGUGGUGCGCUACCGGACGCCGCGGGCUGGUGCCGCAGCCGGUGCAGCCGGUGGUGGUGCAGCCGGUGCCGCCACCCCAAGACGGGCGGCCAGGACCGCCUGCUGAUUGGAGGGCGGCGGUGGACAGUGGUGGACAGUGGUGGACAGUGAUGUAGUCUGGGAUAUUCUGCGCCCGGGGACGUUUAAUCACGUGCCAAAAUGUACCAUUGGAACCUCAUUUGCCAGUAAAAAGUAUAAUUGGUUUUUUACCCUUCUAUCUGGCAACAAAACUGACACCUUUUUUACAAGGAGUCAUGUUGCAUAGACCACAAUACCUGCAGUCACAAUGCAAACAAAACACACAACUCUGAUAAUAUAGUUGCCAGAUAGAAGGGUAAAAAAACAAUUAUCAUAUUUUGCUACUGGCAAAGGAGGUUCCAAUGGUGUAAAUGCUUUACCCCGAGCUCUCAUACUCUGAUGGUGCAUUGUCUUUGAGUUGUGCGCCUUUUGGCGUCAUCUGGUCCAACACCAUGUGAGACUAGGCUCUAAGGAAAGCUGUCUCAGGUGUGGACCAAUAAACUUCAAGGACAGUGCACAUACAUUAUCAGAGUUUUGUUUGCAUUGUGACUGCAGGUAUUGUGGUCAAUGCAAACAUGACUCCUCGUAAAAAAGGUGUCAGUUUUGUUGCCAGAUAGAAGGGUACAAAAACAAUUAUCAUACCAAGAUGUAAUCACGUGACAUGCAGGCUGUGUGUGGCAGGAUAUAUAAACUUGUAGGUUGAAGCGUAGAUUUGUGCAGUCGUUUCAGGCUGCCGCGCCCACCGAAGUAAGUUCUAAUGUAACGCUGCAAGCCUCGAGUUUCGAUUUAAAGCUUUCGUGACUGCAGGGAUUCAUCUUCUUGGUUCUUUCGGUAAAGUCAUCACGUAGAAGGGAAAUAAUAAAAUAAAACACAAUAAAAGAAAGUAAUAUAUAUUAUAAUAUAAGAUGCAAGCUCUUAAAUAUUUGAGUUUUAUUAAUUAAGCUUUCGUGACUGCAAGGAUUCAUACUGAGUUUUUUCGGUAAAAGUCACGUGGGUAAAAAAAAAUGAAAUUAAAAUUAAUAAAAAUCUAAUAUUUAAGAGCUUGCAUCUUGGAAUCCCUGCCUCACUUGAUGCAGCAAAUCUGGCCGUGACGGUUCCCACCUGAUGCCUCCGAAACGUCGUGAUUUUUAUUAUUUUAUUAAUUUUAAUUUCAUUUUUUUUAACCUACGUGACUUUACCGGAAAAACGAAGAGUAUGAAUCCUCGCAGUCACGAAAGCUUCAAAUCUAGAACUUAGAGGUGCGAGUUCAUUCCCCGAGCCGCCUAUAACUGUAACCCGCGGUGACGUUCACCAUCCCCUCCCGUGUCGAUCUCGUAAUCCGCUGGAGGCCCUACAACUCCCGGUUAAAAUCCUACAAAUCCAGCGAACGCCGACUCCCUUAGCCCCUCCCGGCAUCGAUUCUCGGAGUGUGGAUUCGGUCACGUGGCUCCGGGUUGAACCCGGAAAGGAUUUCGUCGGAAGCCGCGAUCUUGCGGGAUUGGUCCUACUAACACUGGGGUUGACCCCAUAGGACCUGGGUUGGAUUCCGAGCGAGGGGUGGACACGACCGCUACGAACUGUUGUGGCCAUUUAUUCAUAAUAAUGUUAACUUAUUAAUAGCAAGUGAUGAUGAUGUUGACGAUGUUGACGAUGUUGACUAAGUGUUCGUUACGAUGCGGCCGGCGACUCAGAAUCUAAUAUAUACACCCGGCACACCGUGUAUGAUUAUAAUAAGCAGAGGUCGCAACCGGGUACCCGAUACCCGGCUACCCGUACCCGGCCGGGUACGGGUACGGGUAGGCCAUGAGUCACUGGUGAGUAACUGUUUGUCACUCAUUUCCCAACGUCUUGUCUCUUCUCACAAUUCAAGUUCCUAGAAUCAACCCACCCGCAACUGCAACAUGGCUUCAUCCCAGAGGUCGCAAUCGGGUACCCGAUAUCCGUACGGCCGGGUACGGGUACCCGUUUGCGACCCUGGUGCGGCCGGGUACGGGUAAGGAAUCAAAACCCGUUUGCGACCUCUGCCCCCACGUGUGUAGAGGCGACACGGGGGAUCUGCGUGCGUCUCUCUCUCUCGUGUGUGAGAGAGAUCAACGUCUUUGUCGUGAGUUGCUGCGAGUACUAGACGAUCGAAUAAAACAAUUUUAAACUGCGGCACGCACGCAGCUUGUCAAUCUUUCGAUUUAAAGCUUUCGUGACUGCAGGGAUUCAUCUUCUUGGUUCUUUCGGUAAAGUCACGUGG
This is a messenger RNA of Lethenteron reissneri (Far Eastern brook lamprey), 3474 nucleotides long. RefSeq names its product protein phosphatase 1L-like. Gene Ontology annotation, molecular function: cation binding; protein serine/threonine phosphatase activity. The record is from RefSeq and is a predicted model, not a curated record. Gene Ontology annotation, biological process: protein dephosphorylation. NCBI's taxonomy places the organism in Eukaryota, Metazoa, Chordata, Hyperoartia, Petromyzontiformes, Petromyzontidae.